Molecule: messenger RNA, 2079 nt
Organism: Theileria annulata
Lineage: Eukaryota; Apicomplexa; Aconoidasida; Piroplasmida; Theileriidae
Exons: 6
Coding region: 1-2079 (692 amino acids)
Biological process (GO): intracellular monoatomic cation homeostasis
Cellular component (GO): mitochondrial inner membrane
Molecular function (GO): ribosome binding
Source: RefSeq, a predicted model, not a curated record
AUGUUGAGAUCUGUAGCUCUGAAUAAUUUAUACAGGUCUGAUUUUCCUCUCUUAAAGACCUAUAUAACCAAACGAAAUAACGGUCUGUUUAGUGGAAGUUUUAUGUCGGUAGGAUUGUCGAAUUAUUUUAAAACGCCUAGAAUCCAAAGCACAUUCAUUUGCAACUAUCGUUUCUUUGAAAUUAAAAAUUAUUAUACACAUAAAUCGUUUAACUAUCAUAUGAAUACACUAAACAACCACAUAAUAUUCAAUCAACCCAUUGAUGGUCUAGUUAAUUGUAACUUAAAUUACUAUGGUCGUAACGUGAAAUUGAGUUUUUCCACCGAAACAAAUCAAAAGAAUGAAGUAGUCAAGAGUAAAAAGAAAACUUCACUCGUAAUGAAGGUCUUUAAGGUACCACUGGUUAUGGUCAAAUGGGUAGUAUAUAUACCCUAUAGAAUAGGAAGAGGAAUAUUCAGAGUCCUUUCACACUCAUUUAGAGGAUUCAACAAACUCGCAAAGCUGGCAGCAAGAGCAGCAGUACUCCAGAAAGUAACUGGAGUCUCCGGAAUAUUUAAGAGUAUAGUGGGCGGUAUCAAGCAUACAAUACAUUGGUGUAAAACUGGAUCAAAGCUUUAUGCAGCAAACGUCAAGGUUUCAUAUUACAUUCUGAAGAAGCUUAUUAGAGGACACCCAAUGAGAUACCACGAGAGAAAACUACUGAUGAGAACAAUGAACGACGCACUCAAGCUGGUACCAUUUUCGUUUUUCAUAAUCGUACCUUUCGCAGAGUUCUUGCUUCCGGUAGUGAUACGGUUCUUCCCACAAAUGUUACCCUCAACGUUCCAAACAAACAACAAAAAGGAUGAAGACUAUCUGCAGAAGAAACUGAUGGCCAAGAAGGAGCUCGCAACAUUCUUCCAGGAACUAGUUCAGGAAAGAACAAACCAAAUUCUACAGGAGGAACUGGACUCUUCAAUGAGAACCAAGGCUGAGGCAUUAAAGCAGUUUCAGGAAAGAUUACUAAAAAAAAGUGAUGAUAUGAACCCGUUCCUAAGUGCAAACGAACUUUUGGUCUUUUCAAAGUUAUUUAAAAAGGAAUUUGUUCUGGAUAAAAUGAGUUAUCAGACCCUUAAAGUAAUGUGUAAACUUCUCGGUAUUACACCAUUUGCCCUCAAGUCACAUCUUGUAUUACAACUCAGGCAUCAUUUGUUGAAAAUACAGAGGGAAGAUAGGUUGAUAUUGUGGGAAGGGGUGGAGAGUUUACAGUUUGAGGAGCUUCAGGAGGCCUGUAAGGAACGAGCAAUGAAGUUUUACAAUGUAACAAAGGAACAAAUGCAACAACAACUCAAGCAAUGGCUUGACUUAUCUAGUAGAAGGGAGAUUAACCCAAUUCUCCUCCUUUGGAGCAGAUGCAUAACCAUGACUCACGAGCCGAUGGUGAUAAAAGAAACUGCCACUCCAACAGACUCAUUAGAAUCAGCAGACGCUCAGGAAAUGCUAGUUGACGUCAGUUCCUCAGAAGUUUUAGAAGAAAAGCCUGAGGAGAAGGUCGGAAUGUCGAAGAUUAAGGUCAUCCAGGAUGUUGUGGAGGCAGCUCAAGUUGAUGAGGAGCAGUUACAUGAACGUGAGGAACGUCUCGAAGAGUUAUCUGAGAAGGUGAAGGAGUUGAAAGAGAUUAUAGAAAAGAGCAAAGAGGAGGAAACCAUGUCAAAUUUCGAGUCAACAGACGCUGUACCAUCUGAGGAACUACUAAGCAUUGAUGAUGAUAUGGACCCGACACAGAGGAAGAAACAAAUCGAGCCAAAUGAAGAAUCCUCUAAAUUCGAAUCAUUGUCCAAAGAGGAACUGUUGCAGAGACACAAGGAACUUUUAUCCUCACUUGACGUCCAGAUGCAGAUCAGUGAUCUCCAGUACCACCAACUCACUGAGCUCUACUCUUACAUGGUUAAAAUCUCUGAAAAUUCCUCACCGAACGAACCAAUUAGAAUCGACCACAAUGACCUCAAGUUGCUUUUGGACUCGACGAGAAACGAUUUCAAGCAAAUCGAGACACUAUCUGCUCAGUUUCAGAAAGUUUCAGAGAAUUUAACUUCAUAA